AUGGAGUGCCCUUGGACAGAUAGCAAGCGCGGAACCCACGUGUAUAUUUGCCCACCUGGCUCUGGAAAGGGUACUCAGUCUCCCCUUAUUAAGGAUGAAUAUUGCCUGUGCCAUUUAGCCACUGGUGAUAUGCUGAGGGCUGCUGUGGUGGCCAAGACACCUCUAGGUAUCAAAGCUAAAGAAGCUAUGGAUAAGGGGGAGCUUGUUUCAGAUGGCUUGGUUGUGGGGCUUAUUGAUGAAGCUAUGAAGAAACCCUCAUGCCAGAAAGGUUUCAUUCUUGAUGGCUUCCCUAGAACUGUCACUCAAGCACAGAAGCUCGAUGAGAUGUUGGCAAAGCAAGGUGCUAAUGUUGACAAGGUCCUGAACUUUGCAAUUGAUGAUGCUAUAUUGGAAGAACGGAUUACUGGUCGUUGGAUCCACCCAGCCAGUGGUAGGACUUACCAUACAAAAUUUGCACCUCCAAAGUCUCCAGGAGUUGAUGAUAUCAAUAUUGUUCCGAAUUUGAAAACAAUUGGUUUGUCCCAGGUGAUUGACUAUUACUCCAAGAAGGGCUUGGUGGCAAAUCUGCCCGCAGAGAAAGCCCUCAUGAUGAAGUGUCCACUCUUAGGUUAA
Molecule: messenger RNA, 612 nt
Organism: Miscanthus lutarioriparius
Lineage: Eukaryota; Viridiplantae; Streptophyta; Magnoliopsida; Poales; Poaceae
Source: the annotation of a GenBank genome assembly